UGGGAACUGUAAUCUACUGAACUGAACUGAGCAGUAAUGUCUGGAAGAGGAAAAGGCGGAAAGGGUCUGGGGAAAGGAGGCGCUAAGCGUCAUCGCAAGGUUUUGCGUGAUAACAUCCAGGGAAUCACCAAGCCUGCAAUCCGUCGUCUCGCUCGCCGUGGUGGUGUGAAGCGUAUCUCUGGCCUCAUCUAUGAGGAGACCAGGGGAGUGCUGAAGGUGUUCCUGGAGAACGUCAUCCGUGAUGCCGUCACAUACACUGAGCACGCCAAGAGAAAGACCGUCACCGCUAUGGACGUCGUCUAUGCUCUGAAGCGUCAGGGCCGUACUCUGUAUGGCUUCGGUGGAUAAAUCUGAACGUCUGGUGACUACCCCCAAAGGCUCUUUUAAGAGCCACCACUUUUGCAAUAAGAAGCUGAAACGUCCAUGUAACAGCUUAGCUGUUGUAUCUAAACUACACAGCCAGACCCAACGAUAAAAAAAACUUCGACUUAUCUUUUCACACGUUUAAAUUACUUGUUUAAGGCGAUUUGAUAAAGGUACUGAUUAAUUAAACAGUUUUGUCUUUAA
This is a messenger RNA of Conger conger (European conger), 567 nucleotides long. Its product is annotated as histone H4. Gene Ontology annotation, biological process: nucleosome assembly. Gene Ontology annotation, molecular function: DNA binding; protein heterodimerization activity; structural constituent of chromatin. The record is from RefSeq and is a predicted model, not a curated record. NCBI's taxonomy places the organism in Eukaryota, Metazoa, Chordata, Actinopteri, Anguilliformes, Congridae. Bases 37 to 348 code for a protein of 103 amino acids. Gene Ontology annotation, cellular component: nucleosome. The transcript has a single exon.